Sardina pilchardus (European sardine) is the source of this 936-nucleotide messenger RNA. It is a transcript of the gene tmem86a, whose product is annotated as transmembrane protein 86A. Gene Ontology annotation, cellular component: membrane. The record is from RefSeq and is a predicted model, not a curated record. Lineage: Eukaryota; Metazoa; Chordata; Actinopteri; Clupeiformes; Clupeidae. The coding region runs from base 119 to 832 and encodes 237 amino acids. The transcript has 3 exons. Gene Ontology annotation, molecular function: hydrolase activity.
CAAAAACAAUUCGGGAUACAAAGAAUUGUACACUGCGAGACACUGGGAUCCCUCAAAAUACAUCGUAUUCUCGGCUGAAUACUUAACGUACAGUUGCAGUCUCUUGACAGCUGUAGAGAUGGUCUCGCCUGUCACUGUGGUGAAGUCGGAAGGGCCGAAACUAGUGCCCUUCUUCAAGGCCACCUGUGUGUACUUCGUGCUGUGGCUGCCCACCUCCAGUCCUUCCUGGUUCAGCGCUCUCAUCAAGUGCCUGCCCAUCUUCUGCCUGUGGGUCUUUCUGCUGGCGCACGGCAUCAGCUUUUUAGGUGCCCAUUCCAGUGCCCGAAAGAUCUUCGCUGGACUCAUUUUCUCCGCUCUGGGAGAUGCCUUUUUAAUCUGGCAGGAGCAGGGCUACUUCAGCCAUGGCCUUCUGAUGUUUGCCAUCACCCACAUCCUCUACUCCUCCGCCUUCGGCAUGAAGCCCCUGAACGCGAUGGCGGGCCUGGUGAUCGGGGCUGUCUCGGCGGUCAGCUACGCGCUUCUCUACCCCUACCUGUCCGGGCCGUUCACCUACCUGGUGGCCGUGUACAUCGGCCUGAUCGGCUUCAUGGGCUGGCGGGCCAUCGCGGGCGUGCAGCUGGCCAACGACCUGUGGACGUGGACCAAGCUGUCGGCGUGCCUGGGCGCCGUGCUCUUCAUGGUGUCCGACCUGACCAUCGCCGUCAACAAGUUCUGCUUCCCCGUGCCGCACUCGCGCGCCAUCAUCAUGGCCACCUACUACGCCGCGCAGAUGCUCAUCGCGCUCUCCGCCGUCGAGUGCCAGGAUGCCGACAUGGCCAGGAAACGAGCGUGAGAUGACCCCCAAACCCCCCCCCCCCACCCCUCCCGCCAACACUGCCCCAGCACCCAAGCUUCGUCUGCCACCCACCUCAUGCCCGCCUGAGAGGGGGGGGGGGG